This is a messenger RNA of Rhincodon typus (whale shark), 5599 nucleotides long. It is a transcript of the gene dhrs11a, whose product is annotated as dehydrogenase/reductase 11a. Gene Ontology annotation, molecular function: oxidoreductase activity. Bases 249 to 1016 code for a protein of 255 amino acids. The record is from RefSeq and is a predicted model, not a curated record. Lineage: Eukaryota; Metazoa; Chordata; Chondrichthyes; Orectolobiformes; Rhincodontidae. The transcript is spliced from 7 exons.
GCGAACUACAGAUCCCGGUGUGCACGGCGGCGGGCUCCAGCGGGGCCGGGCUUGGAAGUUGUCCUUCCCCACCACCUAAACACUCCCGCCCCCCACUCCUCCCAACUUGAGGGAAAGAAUAAGUGAGUGAGAGUGAGUGAGUGAGUGAAGGAGGAGGAAGCGUUUCCCUGGUUGUACCGGUCACCUCUCUGGUGUCUGUUCGGUGUGAAGCCUCCUCGGUUCCCCGUCGCUUCCCCCCCACCGCUGACAUGGAGCGCUGGAAGGGACGCGUGGCUCUGGUAACCGGGGCGUCGGUGGGUAUCGGUGCGGCCAUCGCCCGGGCUCUGGUUCAGCACGGCAUGACGGUGGUGGGCUGUGCCCGGAGUGUGGACAAAAUCGAGAAACUAGCUGCUGAAUGCAAGAGUGCUGAUUAUGCAGGUACCUUGGUUGCACACAAGUGUGACCUAACCAAUGAGGAGGAAAUCCUUUCCAUGUUUUCUGCCAUCAAGUCACAGUACCAAGGUGUGGAUGUGUGCAUCAACAAUGCAGGCCUGGCCCAUCCUGAACCACUGUUGUCGGGAAAGACAGACCUUUGGAGGAACAUGAUUAAUGUUAACGUGAUAGCAAUGUCUAUCUGCACCAGGGAGGCCUACCAGUCGAUGAAAAUGCGAAAUGUUGAUGAUGGACACAUUAUUAACAUCAAUAGUAUGAGUGGCCACCGAGUAGUCCCAUCCUCAGCAACCCAUUUCUACGCAGCUACAAAGUUUGCAGUAACUGCCCUGACUGAGGGGUUAAGGCAAGAGCUUCAAGAAGCCCAGACGCACAUACGGGCUACGUCUGUAUCUCCAGGACUGGUGGAAACAGAGUUUGCAUUUAGGCUUUAUAACAAUGAUCCAGAAAAAGCUGCAGCAACGUAUGAGAACCUUGAGUGUCUGAAAGCAGAGGAUUUGGCCAGUGCUGUUGUUUACAUCUUAAGUGCACCUUCUCAUGUUCAGAUUGGAGACAUUCAGAUGAGACCUACUGAGCAGCAGACAUAGCAACCAAGGAAGGAGCAGCCACAGAUGUCUAUGAGCAAAAUAGAUUACGGCACAAGACCUCUUCUGGACAGUUUUUUUUUUUUAAAAAUGUGAUGCUAAGAGUUAUAUAAAGUCCUAUUUCAUUUGGCCCUGUCGACCUGGUAGAAUUCGUCUUUCAUUCUCUCCAAGGAAAUGUUUGCCUGUGCUGAGAAGUCUGCUGUAGGAGCAGAGCGUAAUAGAAUUAUUUUAUUUCAAGAGAAACUUUAAUUUUAUUUUGGCUUUUGCUUCUGAUGUGUUGCAGAUCAUUUUAGUGCCGACUAUAGCAGUAAAGGUGCAAAAAAAUGUAUGAAGGAUGAUUGUGCUGCAUAUAUAUGUGGAGAAAAUGAUUCUUGAUCACCUAUCUUUCAGUCUUAUUGCACAGUUGUUUUAUGUUAAACCAAGCUAACAGUUAUGUGACUUCUUGUGGUGUGCAUAUCUGUUGGUCUUCUCUCUGGUUUGCACUGAGAAUUCGUUGUACCAUUUGGUGAAAAUGUUAACUGUUUUGAAGGGAUUAUUUUACGGGGUAUAAUUGAUACCCAACUGUAAUAAGUAACCAAUCUCAUUGCUUGAUUGUGAUGACAUUAAUUCAUUUUAAUAUGUUUUCAUUUGCUGCUUCAGUACGAAUUAGAAUAAUAUUAUGGACCAGGAAACAGUAGGUUUAUCCACUUUUUAUAUAUAAUUUUUUAAGAAGGAUAAGCCUAGAUCACAAUAAUAACAGGGCACUUAAUAUGAUCCAAAAUACCUUAAAGAUUUUUUUGUUGUCUUGAUCUUGAGUUUACUUUUAAUUCCCCCAUUCAAACUUUUUUUUUCUAAGUUUAUUCUAUUGAAAUGAGGCCUAUAAAGUAAUUGCACCUGACUACUCACUGACAUCCUUCCACUGCCUUGCAUAACAACCUUCACCGUUCUUUAAAACUAAAAGAUUCCUCUAGCGUUUUGAUGUGAUUGCAAUCUAGAACAACUGGAGUAUUGUAAUUCUUGAAUAUGACGGAAAAUUCCUAAUCCUAGGUUUGUUUAUGACUUAAACAGUGUUGUGAGAGUAGGAUCUGUACAAUUAACGUGUUACAGAUUUGGCUAUUGAAGAAUAUAUAAUUCAAUUUAUUAUAAUCACUGCAAGAAAUUGAACAAUGCUCUGCUUCUUCUAAGGUUGCAUAAAUUGUUGACUGCUUGGUGAUAUUCAAAUUUUGCUGUCAGAUUACAGUGAGGUAGAUGUCUCUUUGAAGGUAAAGUCACCUUGGGAUAUAACACGAGGCAAAUAGAACGUAGAACUUGGAACAGUACAGCACAAGAAUGAGCCUUUCGGCCCAUGAUGUUGUGCCAAACGUGGUGCUGAGUUAAACUAAUCUCUUCUGCCGUCCUUGAUCCAUAUCUCUCUUCCUUGCCUAUUCAUGUGCUUCUCUAAACGCCCCUUAAACAUCCCUAUCGUAUCUGCCUCCAUCACCCUGACAGCGCAUUCCAGACACCUACCACUGUUUAAAAACUUGCCCCGCAUCUCCUUUGAACUUUCCCUCCCUCUCCCCCCCCCCCCCCCCCAAAAAAAACCCGUAAAUGCAUGUCACAUAGACUUUAUGUUAAAUACGAGAGGUCGAUUCUUGGUCAGUUUUAUUUUGGCUCGCAAAUCAAACCUCUGACCUCAGUUGAUGACUUGUUCUCCAUAUAUGUACAUAUAUGUACAUCCAUGCUUACCCAACAUAUAACCAUCACUGUUCCCUUGUUCUAUUUGAUCAUGGGCAUCUCUGCCAGACUUUACUAGAUGAUAACUGAAAGGUUAACAUUAUUCCACUCUUGACAGACCUGCUGAGAAUUUCUAGAAUUUUCUUUUUUUUAAAUUAAAUCCACAUUUCUAAUAACGAAACACAACAAAUUAAUUUUCAUGUAAUCAACAGCAAUGUAUCAUAAUGCAGCACACAUCUGCUGUGUUUAGUUAAUAAUAAACACGUAACCUUAUCUAUGAUGAUCAUUUCAAAACAACAACUACUGGAUAUAUACUACCACAUUAGAAAAUAGUUUUAAUUUGUGAUUUAAAUAAAUCAGUGGCAAGUCCCAUUCACCUCAACAGGAUAAGAAUCGCAAGAUGCUUCUGAAAAAACACAAACUGAACUUAGGAUUUCUCUCUGUGGUAUGGCCACUUAUCAUAGUGAAAGUUAACUAUUAAAGAAUGUACUCUGAAUAAAUUAUGCUAAUUGAGCUUCUUUGAUAGACCAGACAAUUUUAUAAAGUUGACAGCUAAUCCAUUUCUUGCAUCUGAUAGAUGCCAAAUGGCCUGAAAGUCGCAUCAGACUUUUGGUAUAAGAUGGUCCUGAAACUUUAAGUGAAUUGUUGUAUACUUUGAGGUGUUUAGUUUGGCAUUUAAUUCAUGUGUGAAAUUUUGACACAGUUUUGCCACCUCCUACUCAAUUGGUACAUUUGACUUAACGUUGAUCAUUAUUUAAAAAGGGAUAUGUUUAAUCAAACAUUGCUCACUCUUUGGUGAAGUAUACUGUAGAUUUCCUAGUUCAAGCUGCUGAUUUUUCUUUUCCUCUGCAAAAUUGCUGGAUGUUCCUUUUUAUUUUCUUGUGCUCCCUCAUCUCUCGAAGGUGAGUGUGCUGGGGGGAGAUGAAAGGAGGACGAGAAGCAGAGAGCAGGUGAGAGAAGAAGUUUAAAAGAAAUAAAUUUUGCUCUGGCUCCUGCUACAGGUUGUUUUAAUACAAAUGUGUGAAGUUAGGUGAGGAUUGGAUUGGAUGUUGAUUGAAUAACCUACCACAGUUGUAGGCUCUUGCUGGGAACCUUUUUGUAUCUUUCAAGUGAGCAUUCUUCAGUUGUGUACAAGAAAGCUUUUCAAUUGUGCUGUUGCUCACUCAUCUCAAAUUUAUGGGUGGUGUUACAGGUUUUAGCACCCCUGUUGGUAUUUCUGACUUUCUCACAUUGAUAUUGUAGAAAAACUACUGAAGUCUAUAAAAUUGUUGGUAGCCACUUCUCUGUUUGUAAACACGUUCAACAUCAUAUUCCUGAAUAAUAUAGAUAUAUUAAAUAACUAAAAAUUGAAGAACUAUGAAGAUUGGGCUGUUAAAAGGCAAUGGCCCAAUACUGCUAGAAUUCGUUCAUAUAUGAUGGAUAUGUCCUUCGCAGCUACCCAUUUUUCCAAAUUUGUUUCCAGGUUUUCCAGAGCCUAAAGAAUGUGUUCCCCCUUUAUGCUGAGCCAUACUUACGUGCCCUCUGACAACAAAAACCGUACUGUUUUUGAAUAAUACAAUUUAAAAAAGUAGUUAAUAUGAAGAAUAAUUUCUAAUGUGUUGUCUCCUUGGAAAGUAAUAUUUGUAAAUCCACAGUUUGUGCAGAAUUUAUUUUCAUCUUCUUGUUUCUGUAGUCUUUGAAAUUUAACACGAAAGUUGUGUUUUGCAAUGCAGUUGUAAACAUUGCUGUGAAGUCUUUGUCAGCCAGUACUACCUUUAGUACUACCUACUGUUAAUAUCUUCGCAGAUGCCAUUGUUGUACAACUUAAUACUUAAUAUUAAAACGAUAUUUGUGUUAGUUGCUAGAACCCGCUGCCUAAACUGGAAAAGGUGUGAAGUUCUGGUGUGUAAAUUAUCACUGCUAUCCAAAGCAGAACUCUAGUUAAAUGUUCUCUCCUAUGAUCACUUGUAUAACUGCUGAUAUUGGAUUGUUGAACACUUCAAGUUCAUUAUCAUGGAAAUUGGGAUGAGUGUCACGUACUAGGACUAGAAUUUUCAGGUAGUUUGGGCAUCUUCCGAUCAGGUUUGGUAGUCCAAGUGGUGUGAUCAUGUGCAAGUUAACUACUUAAUUUGUUUGUCAUGGUGAUUGCAUUUUCAAAGUCGGUUGAUACUGACGCAGCAUAUAAUUACAUUUAAAAUUUGGAGUUGACUGUUUGGUAUUAAAAGGGCUAUCUGUGUUUUAAGCAAAUGGCUUAACAGGCUGGGAGCAUGCAAAGUUUGAAGUCACUUCUAUUGCCGUGAUGCUGUGCGGCGCACACCUUUAUCCAGUGUCAUCUGACGUGCACACGUAGAUCAGUUUAUUUUUUAAAAUCCCCAUUUAUGGAUGAAUGAUUAAUUAAUUGUAUUUACUGAAUCUUUUCAUAAUGUUGAAAUAAAAUGUGUCAUAAAGCAAAUAUAUUAAUCUGUGACCAGAGUCUGAAAUGAUCUCGCAAGUUGCAUAGCAGGACAAUAUUUUGUACCUAUUAAAACCCUUUAGCAUGCUAUCUUUUAAAGCAGAAUGUCAAUUUAUUUAAUUUAAAGUACACAUUUUGGUAAUUUGCUCAAUGUUGUGAGCUACUUUUUAAGAUGCAUAAUUGUAAUCUUGUGUAUCUUCUAUAUGACCUUUUUUAACAAAUUGUUGUGUAAGAUUGUUUGGAUUCAAAGAGCCACUUCUCAUGAUUAGUAAAAACCAGUGAAGUACUAUAAAUCACCAACUUAUCUGUCCAUAUUUUCAAAGACAUUUGAACCUCCACGCCCUGCACUUUCUUGUGUUCUUCAAGACUAUAAUGUUUCUCCUGCAAUAUUUUAUAUGCCGUCCACAUUGAGUAUCAUUACCUAAAUGAAUCUUAAUAAACUGUUUAUUUCUAUUGAAAUCUA